GCUGUAAUUUCUACAGUAAUUUACCACAUAUCUUACAGUACUAAACUGUAAAACAAUUUCUACAGUUAGUAACUGUAAUUUGCUUUGCACCAUGGGAGUUUGAAGUCACGUGGUAAUUAGUUUACAGUUUGCUACUGUAGUUUAUGAAAAUACAGUAAGGUACUAUAAACUGAAAGUUACUUCAAUAUUUUUACUGUAAUUUAUCAAUACGAAGCUGUAAAGUUAUUUACGUCACCUGACAAGGAACGAUUGCAUCAGCCGAGUUACCAGAUUUACAAUUUAGUACUGUAAAAUUACAGUUAUUAUAAAAUUACAGUAAGUAGCUGUUAUUAACGGUCAUUUUUGCAUUUAAUAAUUUAGUUUGUUAAAUCCUUCAAGACGGAGAACCGCCAUUUUGUCGUAAAGAGCAGUCAUUGUAACCACAGUUCACCGGCACACGAGCAAGUGUGGGACAUACACGGGAAAGACUACACCUGCAGCGCUUAUAAUUUCUCCAGCGAAAAGACCAAGUUCCACCAAGUACCGACUAUCCAAGAUAUGGAGGUCGAGUGCAUUGAUGAAAUUCAGGGAGUGCUGCCUGAAUUGGACCAUGAAAGACUACUGGCCAUUACUGAACACCUCUCAUCUGUGGUUGGAGUCACAAAGAAAGAGGAUCUUGCCUUUCUUGAGAAGGCUGACUUUCAGGAAUAUUUGACACCAAUCCAGUGCCGUAAAUUACUUCAGGCCUUCAAACAAAGAGAACUGAAAGACAAAGUGGACACUGAAGUCAGCUCUGUGCCAAGUGGAAACGUGAUUCCUACCUCAUCUUUGGAUACACAGAGAGAAAAUGGACAGUCAUGUUUCACACCUCUUCAGACACAAUCAUAUAAUCCUGGAUCCACUCUUUUAAAAACACAAAAUUCUUGGAUCAGCCAGUUCCAAAUUCCGUGGGAAAAGAUGCCUGCUUCACUGUCCCAGACAAUGUUAAGAGGCCAAAGGGCCAGCCCAGCAGACAGGAGAGCAAUGGUGCGGACUGUAGUGUCCACUAUGCAGCAGCAUUGUUCAAACCCCAACAGAGCUGCCUGCACUGAAAUAGCAAAAACUAUUGUUGCCAAAUAUCCUUUGACUUUUGCAGACAUGAAUGAAGAAGGUGAACAGAUUGGAAUAGGGUACUAUUCUCUCAUUAACCAGCUGAAGACAAGAGUUGAACAUGUCAACCGGAACAAUACGAGUGACAGAAUACGAAGACCAAGGACAACACAGUCCAGCAAUGCUGACGCUACAAUCAAAACGUCUCGAUGCAAACUGGACAGCUAUGGCUGCGUGAACUGGCAACCAAGAUGUCUCCCGGAUGGAGAGACGGCAGAUUCUUUGGAGGAGAGAAGAAAACAAAUGGCUGCCACAUUUCAGUCUGUUGGCCCUAGAGCUGCUGACUCACCAGAUAUAGACUUUUCAAUGGAUUUGACUUACAUCUAUCAACGCCACAUGAUUAAUGCUUGCCCUCCUCCAAGUGUCUGUGAGAUUGAAGAGCAAUGGCCAUUUCUCUUUACAAAAAGAGGACUCUGCAACCACUUCAAAAUCCUCACAGGGAUUGACAUUUGUGAUCGCCUUGGAGAGGCUCUUCAGACCAAGGGGAAGAAAAUCGUGCAUUUUUUCCGGAGCCACAGUCACAAUAAAGAUACUCGGCACAUUCUUCAGGAUUUGGACAGAAACACAACAAUGCAGCGAAGCUGUCAUGGUAUAGCAGCGAUGCUACUUCUGAUGAAAUGCUUUGGCGAAAAGGAGGAGUCCAUCUUCAUUUUGGUUGAUACAACUUCAACAAAGGCGUCCAUCGAGAGGGAGAGGGCAUUACCUCCAUCACCGAGACUGCUAAUGCUUGGAACCACAUACCUUGAGGCAACCAAGUGGAUGGUGAGCAUCGAGGGAAAGGUGGCCUACAUUUUAGAUGAGGACCUGGGUUUUGCAGAUGCACUUUCUGUGUUGAUGGCAAGCUUCUAUGCUUUCAAUGUGGAAUACCAGGAGCCUGCAUGUGCAACACUGGAGUUCAUUCAACGAUUCUUCUUGAGAAUCAAUCCUGAAGAUGGGAGCAAAUGCACAGCACGGACUGGAGUUAGUCGCAAGACCGGACAGUUGGUCAAAAGAAAAUCAGCCACCAUGAACCCCAGAGUGCUGUCCUUCCUUCGCCAGCUAACAGAGUUUGAGUGGAAGAACAUGGAAUAGGACCACUGGGGCAUCAGACGAGGGGACAACAUUCUGGCCAGGUUCUUCACCCAUCAGAAUCAGUAAAAAAAACAAGCAUUAUUUCAUUCUGUUCUUGAAAACUACAGUUUUGCAGGUUUUGUAUGUUUCCUGAUGCAGCAUAUGCUCAUAGAUUGCACGAUCCAUUGCACUGUUAUUACUUAGUUUAUUAAUUCAUUUAUUAAUUUGUUAUUGUAAUAUUUUUCAAUGCAGAUUUCUAACAGCAAAUGUUGCACUGUUACAUUGUAAACAAAUGUUUUUGUAUUGUGAAAAGCAAUGUAUUCUACUCUUUCAAUUGCUGAUCCAUUGAAAUUUUUUCUGUUAAAUCAGUGAGGAAAAACAUUUUGUAAACAGCCCAAUUGCUCCCCUGCUCUGGUAGGAUUUUGUUUGCUUUAGCUUACCAUAAACAAUGUAAGUGAAUGUUAAUGGCUAGCAUUUAGCGUAAUAAAUAUUAACAGCAAAUUAAAAUAAUAAC
Messenger RNA from Nothobranchius furzeri (turquoise killifish), 2692 nucleotides. NCBI's taxonomy places the organism in Eukaryota, Metazoa, Chordata, Actinopteri, Cyprinodontiformes, Nothobranchiidae. The record is from RefSeq and is a predicted model, not a curated record.